Peromyscus maniculatus bairdii (prairie deer mouse) is the source of this 1085-nucleotide messenger RNA. Its product is annotated as olfactory receptor 4C15-like. Lineage: Eukaryota; Metazoa; Chordata; Mammalia; Rodentia; Cricetidae. Gene Ontology annotation, cellular component: membrane. Gene Ontology annotation, molecular function: G protein-coupled receptor activity; olfactory receptor activity. Gene Ontology annotation, biological process: G protein-coupled receptor signaling pathway. The record is from RefSeq and is a predicted model, not a curated record.
CAAUCAAAGCAGCAGCAACUUGUACAUGGUGAUUAUAUAAACUUGAAUGAUGUAUUCUGUUCUCAUAAUUUCAGAUUUAAGUGAACAGAUUUUACUUCAGCAUCUUCUUGAGAAUAAUGCAAAACCAGAGCUUUGUCACUGAGUUCAUACUUCUUGGGCUUUCACAGAACUCAAAAGUUGAGAAAAUAUUGUUUGUUGUGUUUUUGUUGAUCUACCUUGCGACUAUUUGGGGAAACAUGAUGAUUGUGGUGACCAUCAUCUCUAGUCCCACAUUGCUUGCCUCCCCCAUGUACUUCUUCUUGAUAUUCCUAUCCUUACUGGAUGCAUGCACUUCUUCUACUGUCACACCCAAGAUGAUUGUAGACUUCUUCUAUGAGAGGAAGACCAUUUCCUUUGAAUGUUGCAUGACACAACUGUUUGCUGUCCACUUCUUUACUGGGAUAGAGGUGAUUGUCCUGUCAGCCAUGGCCUAUGACCGCUAUGUGGCCAUUUGCAAGCCCUUACAUUACUCUUCCAUUAUGACCCGGAGGCUCUGUGGCAUUUUGGUGGUGGUAUCCUGUGCAGGAGGGUUUUUACAUUCUACUGUACAAAUUAUCUUCACUUUGCAACUGCCUUUAUGUGGACCCAAUGUCAUUGAUCAUUACAUGUGUGACUUGUUCCCAUUACUGAAGCUUGCCUGCACUGACACACACAUAUUUGUUAUCUUGGUGUUUGCUAACAGUGGGUCAAUCAGCAUCAUUAUCUUCUCUAUAUUGCUUGUCUCCUAUGGUGUCAUAUUGUACUCUCUGAGAUCCCACAGCUCUGAGGGGCGACUUAAAGCUCUCUCCACCUGUGGAUCCCAUAUUACUGUUGUGCUUUUGUUCUUUGUCCCAUGUUUUUUAAUAUAUGCACGACCAACAACUGCUUUCUCUUCUGAAAAAAAUGCGUUUGUGUUUGCCACCAUCAUGACACCACUUCUGAACCCUAUGGUUUACACUUUCAGGAAUAAGGAAAUAAAAAAUGCCAUCAGGAGAAUGUGGAAGAGAUUGACAAUGGUUUUUGAUAAUUAUUAAAAAAUGACACUUCCAAUGUUGGGGAGAUAGACC